UAUCUGCACCUCGCAUUCCACCACCAGAAGCGCGCAGCAACUAAGCAAAUCAUUAGAGGAAACAUGUCGAGAUCUCUGGCUAAAACCGGUCUGAGCCACCUCCUGAGCCGGCUCCUUUUCGGACCGGCACCGGUUCUCCACCAUUCUAGCCGAUCCUUCCAGACCCUAGCAUUCGAAGAGAUCAAAUCGUCACCGGAAAAGCCCCAUGAAUUCACGGCGUUCGUUCUCCACGGCCUCCUUGGUUCUGGUCGAAACUGGCGGUCCUUCUCUCGCUCCCUCGCUUCCCGCCUCUCUCCCGCCCAGUGGAGGAUGAUUCUUGUGGACUUGAGGAAUCAUGGGAGGUCUGCUGAAAUAGAAGGAUUAUUGCCCCCACAUAACCUGGAAAAUGCUGCCAAAGAUCUGGCGGAUCUGGUGAAAUCAGAAGACUUGGAUUGGCCUGAUGUUGUUAUUGGCCAUUCAAUGGGUGGAAAGGUUGCAUUGCAAUUUGCCCAAAGUUGUGCUAAUGGGCAUUAUGGGGAUGAUGUUACCUUGCCCAAACAGCUUUGGGUAUUGGACUCUGUUCCUGGUAAAGUAAUCCAAGAUAAUACUGAUGGUGAAGUGGAGAAAGUUUUGCAGACCUUACAGAGUCUACCUUCAACAUUACCCUCUAGAAAGUGGCUGGUAGAUCACAUGCUGAAGCUUGGGUUUUCAAAGUCUUUAUCCGAAUGGAUAGGGAGUAACCUCAAAAAAUCAGGAGAACAAGAGACUUGGGCUUUUAAUCUUGAUGGGGCAGUCCAGAUGUUCAAUUCUUACAGGGAGAUGGAUUAUUGGCCCCUACUGGAUCACACACCCAAAGGCAUGGAGAUAGACGUCGUGCGUGCUGAGAAGAGCGACAGAUGGAACCAGGAUGUUAUACAGCAGCUUGAACACCUCUCAGCUAAAGGAGUUAACGAAAAUGAGGGAAAGGUCUUAGUUCAUGUCCUUCCCAAUGCCGGGCACUGGGUUCAUGUGGAUAAUCCUAAAGGACUUCUUGAUAUUAUUGCUCCUAAAGUUGCCUCUAUAGUUUAGCUACUGAUACUCUGCAAGCUGCACUAAGGGUGUAUCAGCAUUUUAACAGUCAUUCAGUUAAAAUCACAGGAGUUUGAAGUAUCAAACAAUGUUCUGUGAGUAUUAUGAUAUUGUUGCUGGUUAGAUUGAGCAGUGAUAAUGUUGAAACUGUGGCCAGAUACAUAAUUUAUCUCUGCUUGGAAUAAGAUCGUCCAAUUUUUGAGCCGGAUAAGACAAGUUAGGGGUCAUGUACUUUGCAAGACCAUCUUUUUUCUAGUUUUGGAAAAUUUAAGAUUAGUUGCAUUU
This is a messenger RNA of Sesamum indicum (sesame), 1332 nucleotides long. Its product is annotated as alpha/beta-Hydrolases superfamily protein. NCBI's taxonomy places the organism in Eukaryota, Viridiplantae, Streptophyta, Magnoliopsida, Lamiales, Pedaliaceae. The record is from RefSeq and is a predicted model, not a curated record.